AUGAACAAUAAAGACUUUGAAGAAGAACCACCUAGUUACGACCAUGCGUUUCAAUCAACGUUGACACCGAAUGCGCAAGUACAUCAAUUUGGUAAAUUCCAAGAUGCUUCAUUAGACUCUUAUGAACGAGGAGAAAUGUUUAUUCAAGCUUUCAGUUCCCAACUGGACAGAUUUCCCAGCCAAGAAGCACAACAAGUAGCGCAGUACGGAUUUCUUCGUUGUAUGCAUAUUGAUACGAGCAUUCAAAAGAAUCAAUUGUUUGCUCAUCCUAAAGGUAAUCCUGCGUUUAUAACCUCGGGUGAUCAGGUCCAAUUUUGGCCUGGUGUCCAAUAUGGACCACUCAUUGAUUUGGAUGUGACGGCACAAGCUUCGCAUCCAUUUUUAACGUUACGGGAAUACAACCCACAAACCAUCUACAACGAUGUGCCUACACAGCAUUAUUUUGAAAUGACCGUGAAACAAGCACGAGGGGAGGUCGUGAUGGCGAUUGGUCUCAGUACACGACCUUACCCCAUCUUUCGUAUGCCAGGUUGGAAUAAAUUCUCGGUGGGGUAUCAUAGUGAUGAUGGUCACAAGUUUUGCGAUGAUGCCACGGGUGGACAAGAGUUUGGUCCGAGCUGGGGAUUGGGAGAUACCGUAGGCUGUGGUUACUGUCCCGACACGGGUCAUGUCUUUUUCACUAAAAACGGUACGAUGAUAGACUAUGCUUUUACAGGUUUAAGUCGUCAUCAUUACUUUCCUAGUGUUGGUGUAGAUGGUCCUGCUACCAUCCAUCUUAACUUUGGUAAAUCACCCUUUUUAUUUCAUCUUGAAAACUGGGCUGGACAAUUUAUUUAG
This is a messenger RNA of Mucor mucedo, 837 nucleotides long. Its product is annotated as concanavalin A-like lectin/glucanase domain-containing protein. The record is from RefSeq and is a predicted model, not a curated record. The transcript has a single exon. Lineage: Eukaryota; Fungi; Mucoromycota; Mucoromycetes; Mucorales; Mucoraceae. Gene Ontology annotation, molecular function: protein binding. The coding region runs from base 1 to 837 and encodes 278 amino acids.